Molecule: messenger RNA, 3795 nt
Organism: Diabrotica balteata
Lineage: Eukaryota; Metazoa; Arthropoda; Insecta; Coleoptera; Chrysomelidae
Source: the annotation of a GenBank genome assembly
AUGGAUACCGGUGAUAAAAUUCGAAGACAAAGAAAUCCCAGAGAAACUGCUAAUAUUUUUUCCCUUCUGAGUUUUGCAUACACUGGAAGUUUAUUUAGGCAAGCACUGAAAAACGAUUUGGAGGAAUCCAAUGUCUACGAUGUUCUCAAGAACUUAAAAUCUAAGACAUCUGGAGAUCUUCUGGAAGAACAAUGGGCGGAGGAAAGCAAGAGAGCCAGACCUUCCAUGGCCCGGCUUAUGUGGAAAAGGUGGGGAUGGAAGUAUAUUUUUAUAGGAUGCAUUGAUCUCACUUGGAGGACUUUCAGAAGUAUAAUGGAACCAUCAGCUGUCAGCAACCUAAUUUCAUAUUUUAAGCCAGGCCAAACCAAAGUUACUAAAAAUGACGCCUACUAUUAUGCAGCUUUAGUCCUCUUUCUACACGUAACGAACUGCAUCUAUCUUCACAAUUAUAUCAUGUGGGUCCAAGGACUAGCGAUCGAAAUUAAAGCUGCGUUUUCUUCGUUGAUAUACAGAAAGGCUUUGAAGCUAAGUCCAGCUGCCCUGGCAGAUAUAAGCUUGGGAAAUAUUGUUACGUUGAUAACGAAAGAUGUGUACACGUUUAGACUGUCGAUUUGGAUCAUUAACGAAAUUUGGACAGGAGUGGUACAAGUUAUAGUUGUUUGUUAUUUGUUAUAUUCCAAAAUUGGACUAGUAUCUUUUGCUGGAAUUGGAAUUUUGAUUCUAGCUAUACCAAUACAAGUUUACCUGGGAAAGAUUGUAACGGAUCUUAAAUUAAAAACUGGAGAAAAAACAGACGAACGACUACAAGUCACACAAGAAGCCCUGAAUUCUAUAAGAAUCAUAAAGAUGUACACAUGGGAAGAAUAUUUUAAUACAAAAAUUAAUGUUACAAGAUGCAAAGAACUGUCCAAACUUCUAUUGGUAUUCUACUUUAAAAUGCUGAUCAUCUUGACUGGGCUAAUCUUUUCCAAAGCUGGCUUCUACGUUCUUCUAACUGCUUAUAUCUGGCUGGGAUACUCUUCAGAUACUACACUAAUCUUUUACAUCCUGUCAAAUUUUAAGGACUUGAAACAAACUCUAGGAAAUGUUAUACCAAAUCGCAUGGGAAAAGCCGGAGAAUUCAUCUCGUCGUUUAAGAGAAUCAGCAAGGUAAUGAACUCUGAGGAAAUAAAUAUCAAACCACAAAAGUCAGAACCAACGGGUAGCCCUUAUGUGGAGAUGGAUAAAGUUUCAGUAUCAAUUAGAGACAAAGAAAUUUUAAAGAGUGUUAGUUUUAAAGUUAACUCUGGAUUGACCUUGGUAACUGGAAAAGUUGGGUCAGGCAAGAGUUCUUUGCUUAAAGUUUUAGUUCAGGACUAUCCUAUUACAAGUGGAGAUUUUGUUACUAAAGGUAGGAUUUCUUAUGCCUCUCAAGAUCCUUGGCUGUUUCCUUCGACUAUUAAACAGAACAUCAUUUUUGGACAACAGUAUAAUGAAAAAAGAUACCAAGAAGUGAUUCGGGUAUGUGCACUUCAAUAUGACUUUUCUCUCUUCGAGAAAGGAGAUGAGACAGUAUUAUCUGAUAGAGGAUCUAAUCUUAGCAAAGGACAGCAAGCUAGAAUUAAUCUUGCACGAGCAGUCUACAAACAAAGCGAGAUAUACUUGUUGGACGACGCAUUAACUGCGUUAGACCAAAGCGUCCAAGACUACAUUUUUAACGAGUGCAUUUUAAAAUACCUGAAAGACAAAAUAGUUUUCUUGGUAUGCCAAAAAGACAGUCAUAUUCAACACGCCGAUAACGUUAUACUGAUAAAGGACGGCGAAUUAAAAGAGUUUGGAAAACCGAAUGACUUUAUAAUAAAAGAAGUGGGUUAUAUUAUUACUACAGAUGAUGAUAUAGAAAAAGACUGUGUUAAAACGGAGAAUGAUAAUCAAGUUAAUGAGUAUCACAAGCUUCUCGAAGAAGACAAAGUUGAAGCAGCUAGACCCGUAUACAGUGAAAUUCAGAAGAAAGGAUCUGUGAGUGUUAAUGUAUAUGGAAAAUACUUUAUCUAUGGUGGCGGAUUUGCAUUGGCUUUUUUUAACCUUAUGAUGGGUGGACUAACGCAAUAUUCGGAGAGUUAUUCUGAUAAACUGCUAACAAGAUGGGUAGACAACCAACAAGACGUAUUAAUACUCCAAUCUAACAUAUCUUGGCACGUUCCUCCAAAUUCACAAUCAAUGAACAAUGCGUCGUCUUACCUAGAUAUUGCUCGAGAAAAAGAACAGCACACCUUUAGAAGCUAUACAAUAAUGAUUGUAGUAUCAGCGAUCUUGGACCUCGCUAAAACAUAUCUGAUGUUCGAUUUUUGUAGACGAGCUUCUGUAAACUUACACAACACCAUUGUGAAAAAGAUUUUGAAUGCAGUUAUGUUAUUUUUCGAUCGAAAUUAUAUCGGUAAUAUACUCAACAGAUUUUCCCAAGAUCUGGUUAAUAUCGAUGAGCAAUUGCCGCAAACGUUGAGUGAGUGUUACAGGUUUGUGUUUUCCGUUGGUGGAAUAAUAAUCCUAAUAGCAUCUAUCGAUCGCACCUUCCUGCUGUAUAGUGCUAUAAUAUUCACACUAUUGUUAAUACUAAGAUACCUGUACCUACCAGCUGGGAGAAGCUUAAAACGAUUAGAUGCCUCAACAAGAAGCCCGAUGAUUGGCCAUCUGAAUGCUUCUCUGGAAGGCUUGACCACUGUAAGAGCUUACGGCGUACAAAAAAGACUCAUAGAUGAAUUCGAUAAGCAUCAAGAUCUGCACACGUCUGCGCACUACAUGUCUGCUUGCACCAUCAGAGCUUUUGGUUUCCUCAUGGACUUUUUGUGCUCGACGUUCAUGAUUAUAGUUAUUACGAGAUUUAUUUUUGUCGACACAGAUACCAGCGCAGGAAACGUUGGGUUAGCUCUAACCCAAGUAAUGCUUUUGGGCAAUUCGGUUCAGUGGGGAGUACGGGAAUGGUCAGAGCUGGAAAAUCUCAUGACAUCUGUAGAAAGAGCUUUGGAGUAUACCGAAAUCAAAACCGAAGCAAAAUCUGGAUCUACGUUGGAACACUGGCCCAGCAAAGGAACAGUAACAUACGAAAAGGUCUCUCUUAGUUACACAGAAAAUGUUAGGGUGUUAAAAGACUUAAACUUCAGCGUUAAUAGUCAGGAAAAAAUUGGUAUAGUUGGAAGGACUGGAGCAGGAAAAUCUUCAAUAAUUUCUACACUAUUUAGACUAUAUGAUAUUGAUGGAAAAAUAUUAAUAGAUGGAGUAAAUAUUAAACUUUUAGACUUAACAUUUCUAAGAAAGAAACUCGCUUUAAUUCCACAAGAUCCAAUACUAUUCACUGGUACUAUUAGAACGAAUCUCGACCCCCUAAAUGAAUAUAAAGACACUGAAUUAUGGGAGGCUUUGGAAAAAGCCAAUAUUAAACAUUGGGUUACUAAUUUGAGCCAGCCAAUCAGUAAAGGUAGUUUAGAUAUAAGUUCUGGGCAAAAGCAGCUUAUUUGUCUAGCUAGAGCCAUUUUGCGACAGUCUAAAGUAGUCUUUUUAGAUGAAGCCACUGCUAAUAUGGAUCACGAGACUGACGAACUGCUACAUAGAACCGUUAAGAGUAAUUUUGUGGAGAGUACUAUGUUUAUUAUAGCACAUAGAUUGCAUUCAGUUUUAGAUUGUGAUAGGGUUAUGGUUAUGGAUAAAGGACAAAUUAAAGAGUUUGACAGUCCGAGAGUUUUGUUGCAAAACACAAAUGGAGCUUUUUAUAGUAUGGUUAAACAUGCUGGAUUAUUAAAUUAUUUAUCUUACAGUUAG